AUGACACGGAACAACCUUCUUUUUUUCUGCUUCGGGUCCGUGGCGGCCGCGGCUUCCGGUCCAUGGCGCCUCCUCCCGCGCUCGGACGGCUUUACCGCGGUCCGCCUCGCGGCUACGACGACGCCCGAGUGCUACUCGGUCGACGGCGUCAACUGCACGACCGAAACCAGCAUUUGGCUCUGGCCCUCGCAGCUCGCCAGUCCGAACGCGACAAAAUCCGUGGGCUGCCCUCUCGACAACGCCGGCCUCUGGGGCAGCGGCGGCUGGUGCGCCACGGCCAAUGCCUCGCUGCACAGCGCCGCCGAGAGCAGCAGCAACAUGGUCUGCAACACCAGCGGCAACACGAUCCUCGCACUGCGCAAGAUCGACGACAACACGACCCACUGCCUUCCUUCGUUUGACGAAGCAGAACCGCUGCACGUACUGCGAAACACUCUGUGGAGCGUCGUGCUUGAGCGUGCAGACGGUCGUCGUCACAACGAGCGUCGUGUGGACCGUUGCGAGCGUCGUUGGCGUCUUGUCGUCCAUGGUGAUUGCCCAACGCUACUACAUCUCUGCGUUACGGCCAGCGGUCCGAGCGAGCGUGGAUGGAACGAUGCGAGCGAGCUUGGACGACACAGUCCUCUCAAGCCGCUGUGACUCGUGCACGUCGCCAAGCGCAUUUCGAGAAUUCCCGACCCCGUAAGAUAAUAGUGCGCGAUGUUAGGACACUAGGAUUUAUGUAGGCGACAAUAAUAUUAUUUUAAUGUGGACAAUGUUGCACUCGC
This is a messenger RNA of Saprolegnia parasitica CBS 223.65, 767 nucleotides long. RefSeq lists its product as hypothetical. NCBI's taxonomy places the organism in Eukaryota, Oomycota, Saprolegniomycetes, Saprolegniales, Saprolegniaceae. Bases 1 to 639 code for a protein of 212 amino acids. The record is from RefSeq and is a predicted model, not a curated record. The transcript has 3 exons.